Camarhynchus parvulus is the source of this 1092-nucleotide messenger RNA. It is a transcript of the gene TLX2, whose product is annotated as T cell leukemia homeobox 2. Gene Ontology annotation, molecular function: RNA polymerase II cis-regulatory region sequence-specific DNA binding; DNA-binding transcription factor activity, RNA polymerase II-specific. The record is from RefSeq and is a predicted model, not a curated record. Gene Ontology annotation, biological process: regulation of transcription by RNA polymerase II; animal organ development. NCBI's taxonomy places the organism in Eukaryota, Metazoa, Chordata, Aves, Passeriformes, Thraupidae. Gene Ontology annotation, cellular component: nucleus.
AUGGAGCGGGAGGGCGGCGGCCCGGGCCCCGCGCCCCACGAGCCCAUCAGCUUCGGUAUCGACCAGAUCCUGGGCGGCCCCGAGCCCACGGGGCCGCACCGGGCGGCGGCAGAGCCCGACUACGGGCUCUACGGCAGCGGCUACGGCCCCACCGGUCCGCUCGGCUCCUACAACCUCAACAUGAGCAUGAACGUGAGCGUGAACGUGACCCCCGCGCCCGCCGCGCCGCCCGCCGGAGUCAUCCGCGUCCCGGCGCACCGGCCCGCGCCCGCCCCGCCGCCCGCCGCGCCCGCCGCGCCGCCGCCGGGGCCCGCGCUGCCGGGGCUCACCUUCCCGUGGAUGGAGACCACGCGCCGCAUCGCCAAGGACCGGCUUUCAGCCGCGCUGUCGCCCUUCGCGGUGACGCGGCGCAUCGGGCACCCGUACCAGAACCGGACGCCGCCCAAGCGCAAGAAGCCGCGCACGUCCUUCUCCCGGGUGCAGAUCUGUGAGCUGGAGAAGCGCUUCCACCGCCAGAAGUACCUGGCCUCGGCCGAGCGUGCCACCCUGGCCAAGGCCCUCAAGAUGACGGAUGCCCAGGUCAAGACCUGGUUCCAGAACCGCCGCACCAAGUGGAGGCGUCAGACGGCGGAGGAGCGCGAGGCCGAGCGGCAGCAGGCCAACCGGCUGAUGCUGCACCUGCAGCAGGAGGCGUUCCAGAAGAGCCUGGCACAGCCGCUGCCCCAGGACCCGCUCUGCAUGCACAACUCCUCCCUCUACGCCCUGCAGAACCUCCAGCCCUGGGCCGAGGACAACAAGGUGACGUCGGUCUCCGGGGUGGCCUCUGUGGUGUGAGGGCGCUGCCGAUGUGCCAGGAGGUGGCGCCGGGAGCCCGGUGGGCUCUGAGCCUGGAGCGUGGCGGGGAAGGGGCUGCAGCUUCCUGAGAGAGAGCCCCACACUGGCAGCCCCCUCCCUGCCAUGCAGAGCCCCCCAGGAAUGAGGCCGUGCCCCUGUGGUUGGACUCAAAGCUUCACUAAACCCCACCUGGAGCACCGCUGUGGGCAGCCCCCUGCCUGGACCCCCAGGAGCCCAGGGCUGGGCCCCCAUGCCCCA